Messenger RNA from Rana temporaria (common frog), 2819 nucleotides. It is a transcript of the gene HSP90AA1, whose product is annotated as heat shock protein 90 alpha family class A member 1. The record is from RefSeq and is a predicted model, not a curated record. Gene Ontology annotation, cellular component: myelin sheath; perinuclear region of cytoplasm; nucleus. Bases 276 to 2456 code for a protein of 726 amino acids. The transcript has 11 exons. Gene Ontology annotation, biological process: protein folding; protein stabilization; cellular response to heat. Lineage: Eukaryota; Metazoa; Chordata; Amphibia; Anura; Ranidae. Gene Ontology annotation, molecular function: ATP hydrolysis activity; ATP-dependent protein folding chaperone; ATP binding.
UAUAAGAGGACAGGGACAGCUGCCGCUGUAGUCACCCCAGAAGAACGCAAGGCAGAAGCACAAAGGAGCUCUUCCGACUACUACUGCUAGAAGGAUACAAAGAAGAUACAAUAGAGGGAUACAAAAACAACAAAAAGAGGAAUACGGAGGAGCGCACUACGCUAAACGAAUCAUAGCGCCAUAGAAGGCGGCAAGUUGUUGUCGAAGGGCAAGGUGCAAUCUGACGCUGAACCGACUAUAGUGCAGAGACCUAGGCUAACCACCUACAGACCAGGAUGCCUGAAGAACAUCGACCAAUGGAGGAAGAGGUGGAGACCUUCGCUUUCCAGGCUGAGAUCGCUCAGCUGAUGUCACUGAUCAUCAACACCUUCUAUUCUAACAAAGAGAUCUUCUUACGAGAGAUCAUCUCCAACUCAUCCGAUGCUCUGGAUAAGAUCCGCUAUGAAAGCCUCAUUGACCCCAGCAAGCUGGAUUCCAGGAAAGACCUGAAGAUCGACUUGAUCCCCAACAGAUACGACAAAACCCUGACCAUCAUCGACACCGGGAUCGGCAUGACCAAAGCCGAUCUCAUCAACAACCUGGGCACCAUCGCCAAAUCCGGGACCAAGGCGUUCAUGGAGGCCCUGCAGGCCGGAGCCGACAUCUCCAUGAUUGGUCAGUUUGGUGUCGGCUUCUACUCCGCCUACCUGGUCGCUGACAAAGUGACGGUGAUCACCAAACACAACGAUGACGAGCAGUACAUCUGGGAAUCCUCCGCCGGCGGCUCCUUCACCGUCAAAACCGAUAACAGUGAGUCCAUCGGGCGCGGGACGAAGGUUAUUCUGCACCUGAAGGAAGAUCAGACGGAGUAUUUGGAGGAAAAGAGGAUCAAGGAAGUGGUGAAGAAACACUCGCAGUUCAUUGGCUAUCCCAUCACUUUAUAUGUGGAGAAGCAGCGAGAGAAGGAAAUCAGCGACGAUGAAGCUGAAGAGGAAACUGUAGAAAACAAAGCAGAAGAAAAAGACAGCAACGCGGAGAAGCCGAAGAUCGAGGACGUGGGGUCCGACGAGGAGGAGGACGCCAAGGCCGAGGGCAAGAGGAAGAAGACCAAGAAGAUCAAAGAGAAGUACAUCGACGAGGAGGAGCUGAACAAGACCAAGCCCAUCUGGACCCGCAACCCGGACGAUAUCACCAACGAGGAGUACGGAGAGUUCUACAAGAGCCUCUCCAACGACUGGGAGGACCACCUGGCCGUGAAGCAUUUCUCCGUCGAGGGUCAGCUUGAGUUCCGGGCUCUCCUCUUUGUGCCCAGACGGACGUCCUUCGACUUGUUUGAGAACAAGAGGAAGAAGAAUAACAUCAAGUUGUAUGUGCGCAGAGUGUUCAUCAUGGACAACUGUGAGGACCUCAUCCCAGAAUUCCUGAACUUCAUCAAAGGUGUGGUGGACUCUGAAGACCUUCCGCUGAAUAUUUCCCGCGAGACGUUGCAGCAGAGCAAAAUUCUCAAAGUUAUCCGGAAGAACUUGGUGAAAAAGUGUCUGGAGCUCUUCACAGAGAUGGCCGAGGACAAAGAGAACUAUAAAAAGUUCUAUGAGCAGUUCUCCAAGAAUAUAAAGCUUGGAAUUCAUGAAGACACUCAAAACCGCAAGAAGCUUUCCGAACUGUUGCGCUAUCACACCUCAGCUUCGGGAGACGAGAUGAUUUCACUAGCAGACUAUGUAUCACGAAUGAAGGAGAACCAGAAACAUAUCUACUACAUCACAGGUGAGACCAGGGAUCAAGUCACCCAUUCGGCCUUCGUGGAAAGGCUCCGUAAACAUGGCCUUGAGGUCCUCUACAUGACAGAGCCCAUUGAUGAGUACUGCGUCCAGCAGCUGAAGGAGUUUGAUGGCAAAACUUUGCUGUCUGUUACUAAAGAAGGCCUGGAGCUUCCAGAGGAUGAAGAGGAGAAGAAAAAGAAGGAAGAGAUCACAACCAAAUUUGAAGGUCUCCUCAAAGUCAUGAAGGACAUCCUGGACAAAAAGGUUGAGAAGGUGGUGAUCUCCAACAGACUGGUGGAAUCUCCAUGCUGCAUAGUGACCAGCACCUACGGAUGGACAGCCAACAUGGAGCGUAUCAUGAAGGCUCAGGCCCUCAGAGACAACUCCACGAUGGGUUACAUGUCAGCCAAGAAACAUCUUGAAAUCAACUGUGAACACCCAAUUGUUGAAAAUCUGAGGCAGAAGGCUGAGGUCGACAACAAUGACAAAUCUGUGAAGGAUCUGGUGAAUCUGCUAUAUGAAACUGCCCUGCUGUCCUCUGGUUUCACCUUGGAGGACCCCCAAACACAUGCUAACCGCAUCUACAGAAUGAUCAAGCUUGGGUUAGGUAUUGACGAAGAAGACAUCCCUCUGGAGGAAAUCGCAAGCCCGGUGAUAGAAGACAUGCCGCCACUAGAGGGCGAAGAUGAUUCAUCCAGGAUGGAAGAAGUAGACUAAAGAGCAGAAUUUUUCUCUUAGGGUACUGAGUGGCGAUGUGCGCACCGUGUACAGUUUUCCUAAUUUCUGUACAGUUCCCCUAUUUACAGAAUUCGAUAUUUAUUACUUGACAUAAGGAUAUUGGAGGAAAGAGCUUUAAUGGGUAUUUUUGUGACUUCAAAGUCAUUUUGGGUGGGAUUUUUAUAUUGCUUUGUAACAAAUCACUCAGUACUCCCAAUAUCUCAAAGUGCAGUUUGGUUAUUUUGGCGGAACACCACGUCUCCAACAUGUUGGCUUAUUAUAUAAGCUAUCCUGUUAGUUUGCUGUUUUUUUUUUAAGAUGGAAAUUAUUUUGGUAAUAAAAGAAGGUUUGUGCAGCAACUUA